AUGAAGGCCACGGACUUGGAAGGCAGAGAGCAGAUUUGUUGGUAUCAGCAGGGCUUAGGAACCGGCAGCUUCUCCCUCGCAAAGGUCCAACAACUGGCACUCGGAGAAGGCUUGGACCAGAACGUCAAGUUGAUAUACAGUCGCAUUGCUCCUCAGUCUGCAAGCUCCUCACAGCCUGCAGCAAGUUCUUCCAAAGUCCAGCAAGCACAGCCAGACGCUUUUGCUUCAGGGAUAUGGCGACCAGGUGACAUGUUGUCUUUUUUUGGUUUCUCCAGAGGUGCAGCAACAGCACGGUUGGCAGCCAAUUUCAUUGCAACCAUGGGGUUCCGAGUGGAUGGGCAAGGUCCGCCCGACGAGGUGGACAGUUUGUUUGAACAAUGGCUUGGCAUCAAAGAAAGCACGGACUUUAAGCUGCCGUCUGGCUUCGAAAUACCCAAAUUCGGUUGUGUAGGUGUUUUCGACACCGUUCUAGGCAGCGGGGUACCGGCUUCAACACAGAAGAUUCUAUACCCGGGGGCGGCUACCACGACUCCUCCGCUGCAAUCGAAAUGCUUGGUGCUCAAUGCGAACAUCCAAUAUGCAUUUCAUGCACUGGCACUGCAUGAACAGCGCCAAGGCUUUUUACCACUGAUCAUUGAGCGGAAAAUCCCAGCACAAACGAUUGUACAGACUUGGUUUAUUGGGAAACAUUCAGACGUUGGUGGUGGCGCCCAAACGGGCAAACCGGAUCCUGGUCUGGCCAAUGCAGCUCUCCGAUGGAUGUUGGCGCGGUUGGUUGACAUUGGGAUCGGAGUGGCUCUAGAAGACGUCGCUGGGAACCAGUCCCUGGUGAUUCCACCAGAGCAAGCAGGGCAGGGACACGUUCGCACCCAAGGCAAACUCACCGCUGCUAUUGAGGGAGGCGCUGAAAAACCAAGAACACCGGGACUUUAUGCACCAGGCCUGGAAACAGUCCAUAUCAGUGUCCGAAACCAGGGGCUGUUGAACAACGCGGACGUCCCCACGGACCCAGCCCUAUCCAUUCUCAUUGGUAAAGCCGAGGGGCAAGACAAGACUUUCGUGUGGGAGAGGCAAGGACCCAGAGGUAUGAUCUAUAUGCCAGAGGACUCCAAGAUUGCACCGGACGGAUCCGCCCUGAGAAGUCAGUCUAAAGCUGCUCCGGGAAGCCUGGGUCAAACUGCACCAGUAUUUCCAGUACCCAACGCCUCGAAUCCAGCUGGCACAGUACCCCGAAGAGGUCAAACAGGAGCAUCCCAGGGCGUUUGA
This is a messenger RNA of Fonsecaea erecta, 1266 nucleotides long. RefSeq lists its product as hypothetical. NCBI's taxonomy places the organism in Eukaryota, Fungi, Ascomycota, Eurotiomycetes, Chaetothyriales, Herpotrichiellaceae. The record is from RefSeq and is a predicted model, not a curated record. The transcript is spliced from 2 exons. Bases 1 to 1266 code for a protein of 421 amino acids.